GCUCCCGCCGCCGUCACGCCAACAUGGUCACCCUAACGUUGUCUCAGACUCGGUGGCGAUGGGUGAAGUGAAUUGUUACACCUGCUUGUCUCCUGUAGCAAGCACGACUCGGUACUCUCAGCCCUGUUACUGCCCGGCGCAGACGCCAGAGCCACGGGACGGUGCCCCCGCCGCUGCCUUAGAUAAGGACCACCCAGCCUGAUGGCCUCCAACCUGUUCUCGAGGAUCCUCCCUACUGCCUCCGACGAACCCUACGACUCCGAACCUCUAAACCUUCACAGUCGCCAUCGCUCGUCCUCGGCGGGCACCCGCAGCACCAUGGACAUCGACAACGAGAAUCUCGAUGCGCGCUUUGAGGACCUGGACUUGGAACAUCUGCUGGAUGAAGCUGCACAAGAGCGAAUGACGGAAAGCGCCGCGUCUAUUGCGCAACACGACGAACGAGCCCCGCCGGGCAUCAAUACCGCCAGCAGAGCUGCAGCAUGGCGACAGCCUGUCUCGUCACGCCCUCUGCCUCCCGACGACGACGACGAUGUUCCACAGUCACUUCUCCUCGAAGGUGGCGUGGCUUCACCGAAGACCACCAGGGCCGAGCCGACUGAGGGCCUUCCUCCACCCGUGCCGGGUCCAUCUACGCGCCACACGCGAGCACAAUGGGAAACAACGCGACGGCAGCAGCGUCUGCACGAUGAUGGGCGGGGAGGUACUGCGCCUCGUACCUGGAGAACAUCAGCUAGGCCCGGACAAUAUACAUCGGAUCCGAAAGAGAGAGCCAUGUGGCUUUGGGUGAAUCAAACCGAUGAUCUGGAUAACUUCCUGGCCGAGGUGUACGAUUAUUACACUGGAAGCGGCAUAUAUGCUAUCCUCUUGCGCAAACUCUUAAUGCUCUUGCAGACUGCCUUUGUCAUUGGUUUUUUGACCUUCCUCGGGUGGUGCAUCGAUUAUAGUAAGCUGUCUGGCAGUCACAAACUGAGUGAAGUCAUGCAGCCAAAGUGCAUGCACAACAUACACGGGAUUUGGUGGCUAGCCCUCUGCUCGUUCAUCGUCUAUUGGCUAUGGUCAAUAGUGAAACUUGUCGGCAGGUUCCCAAGAUUGCAGGCAAUGCAUGACUUUUACCACCAUCUGUUGGAGAUCCCCGACCGAGAUAUCCAAACCGUACAAUGGCAACAUGUUGUGGGCCGGAUUAUGGCGCUGCGCGACGCAAAUCUUACGACUGCAUCGAAUCUAACGCCUGAAGUUCGGAAGCUGCUAGAUUCAAGAAGCCGACAACGGCUCGAUGCGGUUGAUAUUGCUAGCCGUCUCAUGCGGCGCGAUAACUAUCUCAUUGCUCUGUUCAACAAGGAGAUAUUGGACGUCAGCAUACCUAUUCCAUUCUUAGGCAAUAGGUUCAUCUUCUCGGAGACAACGAGGUUUCAUGUCAAUCUUGCCAUCAUGGAUUUUGUGUUCAGUGGCCCUAACGGCUCCUUCAACCAAGACUUCCUGAGAGAAAGGAACCGACGAAACCUCGUCGCAACGCUGAGGACGCGCUUGAUUUACACAGGAUUUCUCAGUGUGCUUUGCGCUCCUUUCGCCGUAACCUACUUUCUUGCGUCAUACUUGUUCGCGCGCUUCACUGAAUAUCACAAGAAUCCAUCCAUGCUUGGCGACCGCGACUUUACACCAUUCGCGCAGUGGAAGUUCCGCGAAUUCAACGAGCUCCCCCAUCUAUUCAAUCGUCGCAGAAAUAUGGCAUACCCGGCCGCUAAUUUGUACCUACAGCAGUUUCCCAAAGUCAAGAUGGAAAUGCUGUAUUCCUUUGUCGCAUUUGUCACAGGUGGUUUUUGCUCCGUGCUCAUACUCAUAACUCUCUUCGACUCCGAAUUGUUUCUCAAUUUUGAAAUCACCCCUGGAAGGACUGCCUUGUUCUACAUGACUCUGCUCACUGGCGUUUACCUAGCAGCACGUGGAAGCAGUCCUCAAGAAGACCAGGUUGCGGAUCCCGCCUACUACAUCAAUACCGUAAUAUACCACACUCGAUACGAGCCAGCUUCGUGGCAUGAUAGGCUGCACACCGACGAAGUGCGAGAGGAGUUUGCGCGAUUAUACCAACCGAAAAUCCUUCUCUACAUGGAAGAGAUGCUCAGCAUUUUGAUUACUCCUUUCAUACUCAUGUUUCGGCUCCCCAAGUGCAGCGACCGAAUUGUCGACUUUUUCCGCGAGUUCUCCAUCGUCGUUGAUGGUUUGGGGGUGGUCUGUUCGUACUCGAUGUUUCCUUUCAAGAAGGGCGAGAACAACCUCCCUGCGAAUAGAACAGGUCGACAGCAGGACAACGAGCUCCGAGAAGACUACUUUAUGGCCAACGACAAUAAGAUGAUGGCUUCUUAUCAUGGUUUCAUGGAGACCUAUGCGACUACGACUGGACGUGGCCACACGGCCCGCUUUCACCCUCCGCCACAAUUCCCAACCCACUAUAACCCCGCCUCGCAGUCCACAUCGCCGGUGGAUCCUCGUGGAUCCAGUAGAGGCCCCGCGGGACGCCAACCCUUCAAUCGCCGUGCAGGACGACAUGGACCUGCGCCCGACCGAGGGGAUCCUAUGGGCUCCGUACUACUGGAUCCCAUUCACCAACCCUCGGGUUCCGUAUUGGGGAGGUCACCGCGGCAAGGACCGCAAGGUCGUCAUCGAUCAUCCUUCCGACCACUUGCCGUACCAGAAGAAAGCAUGGUAUCUGAAUCGUGGCAACCUCAGCAGGAUGACGAGACCGAAGAUGAGACACCAGGGGCACCCCGUGGAGGUGUGCUCCAGCUGCUGCAUCAGUUCUCACGAGCGCAAGCCGAGGGUCGCACUGGAGGGGCUGUCGUUUGAUAAACUUUUGCAUUUCAAAGACUGGCGUUCAGGCAUGUUUUAUGAGGACUACCCAGUAGCAUUGGAAUUACUUGAGGGCUUUGUGCCUCUGGCGUAUAUGGGCUAAGCAUCAGCCAGUCUUGCGAUGCAUUACAUAAAGAUAUGCAAGGGAAAUAAACCCAUAUCCAGUCAGCGAACCUUCGAACUUAUAGCGAAAUCUCAGAUCUCAUUCGCAUAUGCUGUUACGAAAGUACAGAGGGCGUUCAUUACUUUAUUCAUUCGGUGUAUGGUGGACUGCAUAUAUUCAACUCAUCGCUGAUCCAUGUUCACAUGUAGCUUUCAUCCUCGGCGUCUAGUCAAGGCUUGCAUAAUUCAAUCUACCCCG
Molecule: messenger RNA, 3208 nt
Organism: Paraphaeosphaeria sporulosa
Lineage: Eukaryota; Fungi; Ascomycota; Dothideomycetes; Pleosporales; Didymosphaeriaceae
Product: autophagy-related protein 9
Exons: 2
Coding region: 202-2844 (880 amino acids)
Biological process (GO): protein localization to phagophore assembly site; autophagy of mitochondrion
Cellular component (GO): autophagosome; phagophore assembly site
Source: RefSeq, a predicted model, not a curated record